Cuscuta europaea is the source of this 2378-nucleotide messenger RNA. The record is from the annotation of a GenBank genome assembly. Lineage: Eukaryota; Viridiplantae; Streptophyta; Magnoliopsida; Solanales; Convolvulaceae.
CUCCCGUGUUCGUAUUUCAUGUGGAUGCAUUCUACUGUAUAACAAAUUAAGCAAGGAUGCGCAUAGCAAUUACAAAGGCGCGCGAAGCAAACCCCUAAAAAUAUCACCGUCUCUUUCACCUUCCCUAAUUCUCUUUCCACGGAUCUCUUUCUUUCUAUCUUUUGUCGCAGCAAGGAGUUCAAGAAGAAGAAGGCAGCAAGGAGCUCAGGAGAAGAAGAUGGGAAUUAGCUUGGGGUCGGUAAGUCCGAGAAGCAGGCGGUUGCCAGAAUGGAACAUCACCGCCACAACAUCCGCCGACGCCACCUAGACAGUCGAUUUUCUUUCGAAUUCGUAUCUCUUUCUCCAUCCACACUAAUCUCCAUCAUCUUCUCAUUUCUUCCAAUCAGUUUCGCUGACCCCAUCCGUUUGAGCCUUGCUCGUGUCUUUCUUCUCUUCUUUCCUCUUCGCCCUUGCCUCUCCUUCUUCAAACUCCAGGGCAAUACCUAAAUCUAUUCAAUUUAUUCAGAGAAAAUCGUCCAACUUCGUGAAUCAAAAGGAGAAACUGUCAAUUUCACAUGAACUCGAUGGAUAUCAAUUUUGCACCCUUCAGGAAACUUUAUAGGUAAUAUGUUUUCUUCAAUUCUGCUUUUUAUAAGUGUAUGUUCUCUUAUCUGCCUCUUCAUUUCUUGGUGUUCUUUUCUCUGUUGUUUUUCAUUUCUUGCUUCCAUUCAUUGCCUAAAUCUCACCCCUAUUUUGUCAAAUGUCAAGAACUACAUAAACAUUUAUACUCCUGGUUUUAUUUUCUCCUACAUUUACUGGACAAGUGCUCCCAGCUUCCCAUAAUUAGAUCUGCCCUCUAUUUGCAUCUUGUGUAAUAAUGUAGAACCCAUGUUGAUUCAUCUUUUGCACUCAUGCCCAUUUUCCCAGAGAAUAUGGAUACACUUUUAGAAUUUAGUUGUCCACAUUCCUUUUUUACGCAUUGCUGUAUUAACCGGUGGUUGGCAGCUAAUUUUUCUUCAUUGGAUGAACAGUACAUAUCUGUUCUCCUGGUCCUAUUACUAUUUUCCAAGGGAAGUAAAUCAAGCAGCUGAUAGCAUCAAUAGAUGGCCUCCUUUUUAUGAUGGCCUAAAGUCAAUACAUUAUGCUUUGUGGAUUCACUUCAAUUUAAUAUCUAAUAUUAUCCAUAUUAAAACAUGUGUGAUAUGCGCAUCAUGUCACACUUUCAUUUGCUAAGAUCAAAUUGCAGCCUUGCAGGUAGUCAGCAAAAAAGAUUGCUUUAUUUUUAAUCAUCACAGUUUUUAGGACGGAUGAGAUUCAUGAUUUGAUAGAUACUUUGCUACAAUUGUUACAUGCACAAUUCCAGUUGGACUUAUAUUUUCAGCAGCAUUAGACACGAUCAGAGUAGCUGCUCUAAAGAUGACUAAAGCACUCAACUAAGGUAAUAUUUUAAUGUUUUGUUUAGUCUUUGAUUCCAUUGGCAUUGCCUUUUAUUUUUAUAUACUUUCCGCUUUAAAUUUUCACUCUAAUCUUAGAGAAUCACACAUCACUUCCAUGCUUCUGUUUUAUAUUUUUUCAUUUAUUUUUCCUGUUAUGAAUAACAAACCUAAAAAAUUGCCUACCUUCAUAUUUCAUGGCAAUACUAAUCUCAGAUGUAUUAGUAAAAAGCUCCAAAAACUAAUUAGCAUUGCAAGUUUUAUGUUAAUUUAGUUGUUGGGAUCGAAAUGGUAUAUGCAGUUUUGGAUACUAAAAAGGAUCCAAAUAUAUUUGGCAUAAAAAACUGCAGAUUUGUUUGUGCAAAGGUGAUGUUAUUUUUACAUUUUUUCUUUUUGACUAUUUGUUUCUGUCCAUCUUUCUAGCAUACCUCUUAUUACACAACUUUUGAUGAUUUAGAUUUCAAUGUUUUUUGUGUAUAAAACAUUUUUCAUUUUGGCAAAAAAUCUUAUGGAUAGAAAUAUGGAACACUAUAAUGUCAUCGUUUAGUGUUAAGCUGCACAGCUUUGGUUGCGGGCUUUGGUGAUGGAAAGUGCAGCAGGAAAGGGAGAAGAGCAUAUUCAGCAACUUUGGUGAGAGGCUUGACAAAAGAGGGAUAAUUUUGUAACUGAUGUGUUUCUUAGGGAGCUUUGUUUACAUUUGGCUGGUAGCAUUUUUAGGCCAUCUUUUCCUAUAAAAAAAUAUCUCUUCAAAGUGAUCUAUGAUAUUAGACCAUAGUAAUGUCAAGAAAAGCAAAUGCAGUUUAUUUCUCUUUAAUUCUAGUUAUACUUAUAAUGUGUGAAAUAAGUUGAUAAUUGUAUAUAUCACAGUCAAACAACUCUAAUUUUAUUCUUCAAAUCGAAUACAUAAUUAUUUGUAUUGUAUUUGAAAGACAUUUGAACAAAAAAAUUGAUUUGUAUUCGUAUUUA